Messenger RNA from Lathyrus sativus (Indian pea), 1365 nucleotides. Lineage: Eukaryota; Viridiplantae; Streptophyta; Magnoliopsida; Fabales; Fabaceae. The record is from the annotation of a GenBank genome assembly.
AUGGCUGGGAUUGAUGAAAAUGUUGUACUUAAUGGUGAUUGGGGUCUUCCGAAUCCGAGUCCGAGAACCCUAUUUUCUCGAAUGCUAGAUGAAGAGAGUAAUAGUGUAACAAGACAAAUCUCUGAACAAUCUGAAAGUGAUAGAAUUGAGGUGCAAGAUGGUGAUUCGGGUACCCAAUUGAGCGACGGAAGUUAUCGAAACGAUCAUAAGCUGAACUCGCGAGGUGGUCUUGUUGAAAGAAUUGCUGCUAGAACCGGAUUUAAUGCGCCAAGGUUGAAUACAGAAGGCAUUAGAUCUACAGAGCUUUCGCUCAAUUCUGAGAUUCAGUCUCCGUAUUUGACUAUACCGCUUGGUCUUAGUCCUGCUACACUUUUAGAUUCUCCUGUUUUCCUUGCGAAUUCGUUGGCACAACCAUCUCCAACAACAGGGAAGUUUCCAUUUGUCUCAAACGGAAAUAUCCGCGGCACAGAGUUAUCUUCUGAUGAUCAACAAAAAUUUAAACUUAAUGGCUUUAAUGAUAUGUAUGCAUCAUCCUUUGCCUUCAAGCCUACACCCGAUACAGGACCCUCUUUUUAUCAUGGUGCUGGUAGAAAUAUAAAUCAAACUACGCUUCCUCAGCAAACCCUUCAUAGUUUUGAAGCUUCAGUUCAAUCUCAAAGAGUUGAUGCGACUGAGAACAAAAGUAGCCUCCAUCUUAAGGCAGAAUUCUCCGACUCGCCACCUCAAAAAGACAAUUCUGCACCAAUGGAAGAUCAAGCAGAAGAAAAUGGAACUGAGAAGGGUAUUUCUCAAAAGAAUCAACAAAUGUUACCUCAAAUACUUGCUAAUACAUCUGAGCCAACAUUUCAUCUACGUCAUGCACUUAGUACUAAUGGUUCUGACUCUGUUCGAAGAACCCAUAAAUGCUGUGUCUAUAUUGCCGGAAGUAGCAAGUACUGUGCUCGGCUGAACUCUAUACAAGCAUACAAUGAUAUAAACCAGAAUGUGAUAGGAGAAGCUAGUCAUUUGUCAGAGUAUUCCUUCUCUGCUCAUAACAACAUUAUCGAUCCCACUGCAGAGCUUGGGGCAAAAACAACUGUAGGACCGCAUUGUAUGUUGGGGGAAGGCUCGCAGAUGGGUGACAAAUGCAGUGUAAAACGAUCUGUCAUUGGCCGCCACUGUAGGAUAGGUGCCGAUGUUAAGGUUGUUAAUUCAGUAGUUAUGAACCAUGUUACUAUUGGUGAUCUUUGUUCAAUCCAAGGUUCUGUCAUCUGCAGCAAUGUACAGCUCCAAGAACGUGCAAUACUAAAAGAUUGCCAAGUUGGAGUAGGCUUCGUGGUCACUGCAGGUAGUGAAUGCAAAGGGGAGGUAUUGGCUAAUAAAUGA